UUUAAGAUAAAAAAGAAAAUACCACUGAACACCAUGUGGAUUGCCAACUGCAUGGAUAUAGUGGGAGAUGCCAGCAUCCGUUCUGGGAGGUCCUUUGUGUUGGGCUGGCCCACAGUAAACUUCGUGGCCACCUUCAGGGCUCUGAGAAAGACUACCAGCUGUGGGAGAGUUCUGGCAAGGAAAAACUUCCACUAAUUGGACAUGAACAUCCCUAUGGAAUUAAAAUGAGCCAUCUUCCAUCUACUAAACUGCUGCCAAAGGAACCAGAGGACUCCACCUCUCCUUCCACAACUCAGGAGUCCCUCCUUCUGGAGCAGAGGAUCACAGAGAUGCAAAGCCAGCUGAUCCUGAAGCCCAGGCAUCGAGCCCAGAGCAAGCAAGGGAGAGAUUCAGGCCAGAAGACCAUGAAAAGCAGUGCCUUCAGAAACUCAGCCUUUUGCCUAUUUGCUGGCACUUGCCAGAACAACCAGUGCACAGCUGCACCUUCUAAAAAACCAGGACAGCUCUUUGGAGUUUCCCUCACAGAUAUCUGUGAUAAUGACAGCUUGCUCUUCCCAAUUCUGGAUAUGCUUUCCUUUAUUAAUCGGAAAGGACCACUCAUGGAAGACAUCUUCAGAAAAUCAGCCAGUAUAAAAUCAUGCACCAUCCUAAAGGAGAAACUAAAUUCUGGGGACACAGUGAACUUGGAGAGCGAAUCUGUUCUUGUGGUAGCAUCUGUUUUAAAGGAUUUUCUUCAAAAUGUCCAAGGAAGUAUACUGUCAUCUGACCUCUAUGCUAAAUGGCUUGGUGUUAUUGAUGAAGCGACCGAGGAGGAGAAAAUAAAUGCAGCCCAGAGGUUUCUCUUGUAAAGUUUUUGAUUGAAAAUUGCCUCAAGAUAUUUGGAGAAGAUAUCAUUUGUCUCUUUGGAGAGAAUUCAGUGAGUUGUGAUAACAAUGAGAGGCUGCAGUGAUAGAAAAACCACCUGUUGAAUCCAGCCAGUGAGAGUGAUAGUGAUUUCCAAAAAGGCACAACUGCAGAAUGAUACCAAGUCCCCAUCUGGCAUGGGUCCAUCCACCUACAUGUCUACAGUUUACUAACUCACUGAAGACUGGAAUCUCCAUAAUGACACUUGACACUUCCUUUUUCUUUAUUUUGCCAAUGAAUGAAAAUGAACCCUUUCCAAGACCCAGCUAUUUCCAUUUAAAGCUUUUUCCUGGGUCCCAUAUAUUCAUAUUGAGGAUAUCUUCCUACAGAAUAUCUCCUCUAUCUUCAAUGUCUACCAUAUCUAUCAUAUUACAUACUUUUGUGUUGUGUUGUGUUGUAUGUCUUUAUAUGGAUAAUAAAAAUCAUUCCAUAACUCA
Canis lupus familiaris (dog) is the source of this 1340-nucleotide messenger RNA. RefSeq names its product rho GTPase-activating protein 20-like. Gene Ontology annotation, biological process: signal transduction. The coding region runs from base 225 to 848 and encodes 207 amino acids. Gene Ontology annotation, molecular function: GTPase activator activity. The record is from RefSeq and is a predicted model, not a curated record. The transcript has 8 exons. NCBI's taxonomy places the organism in Eukaryota, Metazoa, Chordata, Mammalia, Carnivora, Canidae.